Messenger RNA from Lotus japonicus, 1441 nucleotides. Its product is annotated as cleavage stimulating factor 64. Gene Ontology annotation, biological process: mRNA 3'-end processing. The record is from RefSeq and is a predicted model, not a curated record. Bases 53 to 1255 code for a protein of 400 amino acids. The transcript is spliced from 7 exons. NCBI's taxonomy places the organism in Eukaryota, Viridiplantae, Streptophyta, Magnoliopsida, Fabales, Fabaceae.
AAAUAAUCUCCCCUUCGUUCAAUUUUGAGUUUGCAUCUUUCUGGUCUCUGCAAUGGCCGGGAAACAAGUCAGCGGCGGCGGCGGCGGCGGCGGUGAGGGGUUAACGGCGAACCUCGCCGGAAUGUCAAAGAAUCAGCUCUACGAUAUCAUGUCUCAGAUGAAGAAUCUCAUCGAACAGAAUCAACAACAAGCGAGGCAGAUCCUCAUCCAGAACCCUAUGUUAACCAAAGCGCUUUUCCAGGCACAAAUUAUGCUUGGAAUGGUGCAAUCACCUCAAGUGGUUCCAAAAGUUCAGCCGAUGGUUCCACAGAACAAUCAGUCAGUACAGUCAGCACAACCGCCUAAAGUUCAGCCUGUUCCAUUAUUGCCUGGGCAAGGUGGUGCACAGGAUCAAGCUGGUGUAUCUCAAACCCAAAUUCCUCUGAGGAAACACCAAAACCAACCUUCAGUUCCAGUUUCUUAUGCCGCUACUCCUGCAAUGAGUCAUCAAUCUCCGCCCAUGGCUGGACAUUCUUUGCAGAUGCCACAACAGCCUAAAGGACAUCUAGCACCCCAAGCAGCUCCGGCUUCUCUUCCACAAUCUUCACAACUUCCAAACAUUCCUCCACCUUCUCUUCAUUCAUCAUCACAGCCACAUCAUCCAACUCAAAUGCAAACUGCAUCAAGUCAGUUGCAGCAACCAUUGCAGGCACCUGGAUUUCCACAUAUGCCUUUGCAACCACCUCUGCCACCACAGCUCAGACCACCUUCAGCGUCGUCCUUCCAUCCCCAGUAUCCCCCACAAAUGGGGUCCAAUUUAGGUUUUCAACACGCUGGUGCUUCUCACAAUCUUCAGCAAUCUAUGUUUCAUCCAGGUGCAAAACCUCCUGCUAGUGUUGGAUCCGCGUUCACCCAAGGGCAACCUCCACUUCCAAGUCAGCAAUCAUCUCAGUCACCUUAUCCGGUUGGAAAUAUGCCUUUUGGGCAUGAUUUUGGCAAUCAAGGUGGAAAUGCAAUGCAAGUUGAUAGAGUGUCUAGGAUGCAUGGUGGUCACUCAGAAAACUUAGCACAGCUCUCUGGUCCUCUGGGGCCACCAUCUUUAGUUUCUGGUCAGAUGGGUGCUGCUAAUCAGCCUCUUCGGCCUCCUGGGUUGACACCAGAUAUGGAGAAGGCACUGCUUCAGCAGGUCAUGAGUCUCACGCCCGAGCAGAUAAAUCACCUGCCCCCAGAACAAAGAAAUCAAGUGCUGCAGCUGCAACAGAUGUUGCGUCAAUGAUGCAAUGUGUAUAUUAUAAACUAAGAAAGUUAGGCAUGCUUAAUCCUUCCAAUUUAGCAUAAGGUUAUUAUUCUUUUACGAUGAGGUUUUGUGGAAGUUGAUACAGAAUUCUUGUGUAACAAAUUGUAGACCUUUAUUAUUAUUGUUGAUUUUGGCACCAAUUAAAUCAUAUAGGCCUUUGUUCUA